This is a messenger RNA of Scomber scombrus (Atlantic mackerel), 3633 nucleotides long. RefSeq names its product farnesyl-diphosphate farnesyltransferase 1 (gene fdft1). The transcript is spliced from 7 exons. Gene Ontology annotation, cellular component: endoplasmic reticulum membrane. Bases 1152 to 2525 code for a protein of 457 amino acids. The record is from RefSeq and is a predicted model, not a curated record. Gene Ontology annotation, biological process: cholesterol biosynthetic process; farnesyl diphosphate metabolic process. Gene Ontology annotation, molecular function: squalene synthase [NAD(P)H] activity. NCBI's taxonomy places the organism in Eukaryota, Metazoa, Chordata, Actinopteri, Scombriformes, Scombridae.
AGCAGAUCAUCAGUAUUUACAUCACCUUUUAGCGCAGCAGGGAUCAGCAAUUAGAUUCAACCUGGCACCAGUUUUGAGUCAUAGUUCAAAUGAAUUAAUUUAAUAAUAUAAUUGAUAGAUGAAACAAGCAAAUAUAAUUUCCCCAUUAGUAAGUAAAGGACUUAUAUCAACACAAAUCUGGCAGAAAUGACUGAAAAUGCCUCCUCUGUGUUACACUACGAGCUAUAGAUGUAGUAUAUUUGCUAUCUAUCCAUAGCUGAUUUGUAAAAAGUAGACCUAUCCGUUUUGAUGUAAACUACGAAAGUAAACAGUGUAGCUUUCUUCAGAGGCUAAACGAUUUUUUUGGAGGGCCAGAUUUGGCCCACCACUGCUACACAAAGAUGAAAACAAUUGAUGUCAGGUCAGGUCACAGAUUUUAAUGUAAUAUCUGUGCAUCCAUCUGUCAUUCCCACGGUCUCCCACCAGGUGUCAGCAGACACUGUCGUAGCUUGCAGCAUACUUCCCUAAACAGCUCGAAUCGCUCCUUUUUGAUUGUUGUUUUGCUUGCUCUAUGUCAAUACGAGACUGGAGUAAAGAUGAUAGUAUUUUAAAUGCAGUCCACUGGAAACCUAAAAGACGUCACUCCAGGCCAAAUUAUUUCUGCAUGUGAGGCAAGAUUUAUACAAUAAGAUUUGCAGAUAAAUAUCUUCACAUUGGCUCAUAUGUUUCCCGUUUAAGACCCUCUGGCUUCGCUCUGGUGCUUGCGACCCUUGUAACGUAAGUUUUAUGUGCGCACGUCUCGUUCAAAUGCAGAUAGUUUCCCUGCAACAAGUAGAUGUUGAAACGCAGCAGAGUUGUUUGGGGUAGAGGUGGGAGUGUCUGUGCAUGGUGUUGUGUCAGACUUAUCAGCUGAUCUACAAACACUCUGGACAGAGCGCGCUCACAUACACAGUUCGCACGCGCUAUUUGGAGAUCAGUGGCGCGCUUCACUGAGCUCGUGCGCUUUUCAACGUCCUCCCCAAAGUGUUUUUUCACCUCCCUCGACCCCUCAACCAGCUUGUCCUCUACAUGGACUGUGCGUUGGGAGUCUCUCCUCCACCCACCGAGGCGUCCAAAUGGUCGGCGUCGUUUCAUAGCUGCAGUGUCUCUGGUGCUGCGGGCCUGUUUUUCGCAUGGCCGGAGCUUGCUGCAAGUGUCAAGUCUCUUUAACCGUGUUCAAGCGCUCUCUCUCGGUGGCGCCGCGGGGCUCUGGGUCCGCUGCACGAUCGCUCCUACCGGGCUGGAGGAUGGCGGAGCGGGGCCUGCAGGAGGCCGCCCGACCCUCCAGCGCCCUAAGACCCGCAGGCUUAUACCGACACACGGUCUUCUCUUAUCUCUCCUGCCAGGAGUCCAUGAGCGACAGCCUGCGGACCUGCUACCUGUACCUGAACCAAACCAGCCGGAGUUUUGCAGCUGUGAUUCAAGCGCUGGACGGAGAGUUAAGACAUGCAGUUUGUAUUUUCUACCUGGUCCUGCGGGCACUGGACACAGUGGAGGAUGACAUGAGCAUCCCUCUGGACAAGAAGGUACCCAUGCUGAAUGAUUUCCACACCUACCUCUACCAGGAUGAGUGGAGUUUCAGUGAGAGCCAGGAGAAAGACCGGCAGGUUCUGGAGGAUUUCCCCACGAUAUCACUGGAAUUCAGAAACCUUGCUCUUGAGUACAGAGAUGUCAUCUCAGAUAUCUGCCACCGUAUGGGAGUAGGAAUGGCCGAAUUCCUGGAGAAGAAAGUAGGAUCCAUGAAGGAGUGGGACCAGUAUUGCCACUAUGUGGCAGGGCUGGUCGGCAUCGGACUGUCUCGCCUCUUCUCCGCGUCUCAGCUCGAGGACCCUGAGGUGGGGCGUGACACCGAGCUGGCCAACUCCAUGGGACUGUUCCUCCAGAAGACCAACAUUAUCCGAGACUAUCUGGAGGACACACAAGAGGGGCGUGCUUUCUGGCCACAAGAGGCGUGGAGCCAGUUCGCAGGUCGCCUGGAGGACUUGGCUCAGCCAGAGAAGUUGGAGUCGGCUCUGUCCUGCCUCAACCUGCUGGUCACUGAUGCUCUGCGCCACGUCCCAGAUGUCAUCACCUACCUGUCCCGCCUGCGGAACCAGAGCGUCUUCAAUUUCUGUGCCAUUCCACAGGUGAUGGCAAUAGCGACACUAUCUUUGUGCUACAACAACCCAUUGGUGUUCCAGCGAGUAGUAAAAAUCCGAAAGGGACAAGCUGUCACACUCAUGAUGGAGGCCACCAACAUGAGAGCUGUGCAGACCAUCAUCACCCAGUACAGCCAGGAGAUUCUACAGAAGGUCUCCCUCACUGACCCGUCACGGGACAAGACCCUGCACAUCCUGGCGCUAAUCCGAGAGAAGUCCGCCCUGUCACAGUCGAGCCUCCCCUCCAGGACCCACCACCUUUCACCCAUGUACCUAUCUGCUGCCAUGCUGCUCGCCGCUCUCAGUUGGCAGUACCUCAGCACCACUGCAGCACAGGCGCAGGGUACCAACGACAUGCAGGGACAGUGAAUCACUCUUCACUUCUCCUGGGGCCCACAGACUUAGAAAGCCCCAUGGCUUCUCUGGAUGUCCGGUUGCCCUCUGACAGGAGGAAUCUGAAGCACUUCUUCCCACCUUCACCCUCUUUAUUAUGGCUGUCUCAGGACCAUGGACAUAUUAACUCUAGACUAUGGAGGGUCACUUGUAGCAGGCUGGUCACAUGAUAGUUUGUUUGACAGUGAUUUGUCGUAGUCCAUCCUACAACUGGAUACAUUAUUUACACACAGUUUUGUGUGGUUAUAUUCACCAGCAUAAAUGACACAUUGAAACAAUUCAGGGCGUUUUGUUGUUGUUGUUGUUUAUGUUCAAAAAGUUUUCCUUACUUUUUUUGAUUGAUUUGUUUGAAACAUUUUGUCCCUUUUUGUUUGAAUUGAGUGAAAUUAUUCAGUAUAUUUGAAUAUUUCAGGGCAGAAAUUAAUAGUUAAAUUUUCUCAGUUAAGUGGUCUCAAAUGUUGAAAUGCAAAAAAAACACAAAACUGCCCAUUUUAUGAUUUUUUGGGGAACACAGUCACGAAACUUCACUAAGCUUUUGCUUAUCAUUUUGUCUCUCAUCUUAGUUUUCAUAUUUUUUCAUGUCAUGUCAAAGUUAGCUAAAUAUUCCAUUUCUCAUGUUUCUAUAGGACAAACACUUUAAUAAAAGAACUGUUACAGUAGUGCACUUCAAGCAUUUGCACUGUAUAUUAGCAUACAUAGUGUGGACAUCAUCCACUCAUUUUUGUUCUUUGUGUCAACCCUUUUCUGUCUUCUGUCUGCUUCUGUUUCAACUCUUUGUACUUUGAAAAAGUGGAAAGAGGAAAAGGACGGUGAAAUUCCAAGGUAGUUUUAUUUGACAUGGACUGGUUAAAUUAAUACGGGAGAACAAAUAUGUUGAACAAAUGUAAUUUCUGACACAUUUGAUGUCAGAGAAAUGCAUAUUGAGACUGCUAGCAAAGUGUCCUUAACACAGCUUUGGUGAGUAGAAAGGCUAGCACAGAGUAACCUUGAACAGAACCAAAGGAGAGCUACAAACAUUGCUAUGUAAUGUGAAAUGUUGAUUUGUACAUAUUUGAACUAAGGAAAUAAACUAUCUGAAAGUUGA